Ostrinia furnacalis (Asian corn borer) is the source of this 994-nucleotide messenger RNA. It is a transcript of the gene mspo, whose product is annotated as M-spondin. The record is from RefSeq and is a predicted model, not a curated record. Gene Ontology annotation, cellular component: extracellular matrix. NCBI's taxonomy places the organism in Eukaryota, Metazoa, Arthropoda, Insecta, Lepidoptera, Crambidae. The transcript has 5 exons. Gene Ontology annotation, biological process: cell adhesion. The annotation marks the transcript as partial.
GUAUCAGUGAUGGCCAGGAUGGUCCCGUCUCCCGACUGGUUCAUCGGAGUCGACAGCUUUGACCUCUGCGUCGACGGGAACUGGCUCGAUAGCAUUACUAUUGAGGUGGACCCCCUAGACGCGGGCACAGACAACGGCUUCACCUUCACAGCCCCGAACUGGCCGACGGCCCCCCAAGGGGUCGCCUACCGCAUCACGUCCAAGUACCCCUCACACCCGGCCGGGUCGUUCUUCUACCCGCAUCUGAGAAGGCUGCCGCCGAUCGCCACUUUCCAGUUUAUAAAACUCCGCGAAUACGAACUCUCCGAAGUGUUCCACCGAAGCAGCGACGACAGACGAUACGACGUGCUGCAGCUCGACAAGCUCAGCCACAACACCAUCGACGUGCUGGACGGAAACCGCGCGCUGUCCAUAGCCGAGGAGGUGGAGAGAGCCGAGGCUCCAAAGAUAUACGCCGACGGUGCCCUAACUACGCCUGAUGGAUCAUACUCAUAUUACACUGUGGUGAACACGACAUCAGUGACGACCGAAGAGCCUCGUUCAGCCAACGAGCUGCCGACGUCGGGCCCGACAGCGAGCGAGCGGUCGGCGCUGCGCAGCCUAGCUCGCCGAUACCGGGCCCGGCGGCGGCGCAAACUGCGAGCUGACAACACCGACCCGGCUGAGCGGAGAAAGCGAAAAAGAGCGAGGCUGCUAGACUGCCGCGUGUCAGACUGGGGCGAGUGGAGCCCUUGCCACAGCGACGGCGGCUGCGUGGGCUCGGCCCUGCGCACACGCCGCGUGGUCCGGCGACAGAGACCCGGCGGCGCGCCCUGUCCUCCGACCACGCAAUCUCGAUGGUGCGCCACUAAUUGCACCCAUGAGGACUGGAGGAACAACCUCACGUAAUCUAGGAACGGUUCGUGCGAGCUGCCUUUUGCAUUUCUUCUCGAAAAACAGAUAAGACAUGACAUGAGACUUCAAGUGUGCCAGGCUUUUCAGGUGUAUGUAAUAA